Rotaria sordida is the source of this 1806-nucleotide messenger RNA. The record is from the annotation of a GenBank genome assembly. NCBI's taxonomy places the organism in Eukaryota, Metazoa, Rotifera, Eurotatoria, Philodinida, Philodinidae.
AUGGGACAACAUAUAGAAGCAGUUCAAGCAUGGGAAGAUGGUUUGAAACUUCUGGAAACGAGUGUAGAACGAGUAGAUGAACUUGGAGAGGAGAAAAUUAUUGAUUGGAUCAAUAUUUCACUUCAAACAGCUCAAGUUGUUCAUCGUCUAGGCACGGAUGGACCAGGAGUGUCGCACAAAUAUCAGCAUGUAUGUUAUACUCCAUCCAAAAUGACUGAAGCCGAAGAGGCAGAAUGGAAAAUAGAACAAUUUCAAAAGGCAGUAAGACAUUUUAAAGGAGUACUGGAGCGUAUUCCUGCAGGCAACAUGGAGAUAAAAAGAAAAAUUCGACUUCAAUUGGCUAGAGCUCUCUACGAUUUGAAACAAUUUGACGAAGCUAUGAAAAUCUACGAAGAUGGUUUCUCUAAUGAUGGUGAUCCUCAAUGGCUCUACAAAGCUGCUGAAUGUUUGUGGCAGCAAGAAAAAAAAGAGCAAGCCUAUACAAGACUUCAACAACUCAUUGGUACCGAUCCCACUUUUGCAGAUGCUUACGGAAUGCUUGCAACUUAUUUCACCGAAAAAAAUGAUACAACAAAUGCUGAUGAAUCGAUGUGUAAAUACAAAUUCUAUUCCUGGAUUCCAAGUUUCUGUCGGCACAUCGAAUAUAAUCCUGAAAAUCUUGCCAUAAUCGAGGAACUGAACUCUGACAAUGCAUUGGAAUGCGUCAACACGACACUAGCGAACGAUGAAUCAAGACGAUCCACAGAAUUUUUGGCAGCUAUUUGCUAUCGUCAUUAUCACGGAUCGGUAGAAAACAAAGCAUUCGAAGAACUCGAAAAACGAGCCAAAGCAUCUGAAGGUGCUGAAAGAGAUUUCAUUGGAUCUACGCUCAUGAAUCUUAUAAAAGAUCAUCAGAGUGUGUGUACAGUGAAAGGUGCAGCGAAUGCAUUAGCAGGAAUGAAGCAUGAAGAUAUAUUUGAAGUAUUGGAGUAUUUAUUGCCUCAAGACACAAAUCCUAUCUUUUCCAUGGAUAUACCAACAGCUCUUGGCAAAUUAGGUGAUCCAAAAGCAAUUCCUCUUCUUAUGAAAAUCAUCGAAAAUCCAAUGAGCCAAGCAAAUGAAGAUAGCGACUCAUCCGAUGGGAUAUUCUCGUCAGGUGGAAAAAAUCGAUUAGUCAUAGAGUCUUGCUUAGCACUUGCAACUUUUUUCAACGACGAGAAAGCAAAAGAAGUGUUAAUGAAUGGAAUCAAUAAUCAACAAACUCAUGAAGCUUGUCUUGCAGUUUUAUGUGAUAUUUUAGAAAUUGGUGCACUCAUAAAAGCUUCACGAAUUACGGAACAAGAAAUUCAACAUUGGCAUGAGGACUUUCUUAAUCAUUGUCCAUCAGGUCGAUUAGAUAAGCAAGCAUUCAUUGAAUAUUAUAAAAAAUUAUAUCCACGAGAAGAAACAAACAAAUCAAUUGAACAUAUUUUUCAUAUGAUCGAUGUAAACAAUGAUGGUACAGUUGAUUUUCAUGAAUUAUUGAUUGUUAUAGUUUUAAUCGAUCAUUUAAAUGAUUUGGAAUCACGUCUUUCAUUUGUAUUUGAUAUAUGGGAUGAUUCAGAAGAUGAACAUAUUGAUCAAAAAGAAUUGGAGAAUAUGAUAUCGGCCAUGUACGAUCGUGCUGGUAUUACUGAUCGAAAAGGUGAUCAACAUCCGAAAAAACGUGCAAAAGAGAUCAUUGCUAAACUUGAUAUUAGUGGUGAUAAAAAAUUAAGUAAAGAAGAAUUUAUUAUAGGAUGUAAAAAUGAUCUAGUUAUUCGUAAUUUAUUUGCUCCUGAUACAUAA